AUGUCUCAACGCUCUCUCUUUCAAAGGCCAGAAGACUCCAGUCACUAUCAAUUGACGGAGAAGAGUAGCCGCAGCGAGGGGAAGCUUUCUUCAAGUGUGCCGGUACGUGCAGUUCACGCUCCGGCGGUACCAACCUAAGAAAAAUGGUGGCCAAGAAUUUUGUUGAUAAGUUCCAAAAAAAUGCGAGCAAGCCUUGCUUCUGGAAGUGUCUGUCUCCAGGACAAACUUGGAAGUCUAAAUCCAUGAGGAUGAUUCCGGAAAAGUUUGUGAGAAGCACGCCCGGGGCUUUCGAGCACAGAAUUGUGCUUAGUGUUCGGUGGGAAAAUUCCUGGCAACCCUGGCUGGAUCGAGAAAAGGACGAUCUGUUUAUGAUAGAAGAAGAUUGGGAUGAGUUUGUGGAUGACAACCAUCUAGGUCCAAAUGAUACCUUGUUCUUCAGACACGAUGAUACAAUGAAUCUUGAAGUGCAAAUCUUUAAGAGUAAUGGGAUAGAGAUCAUCGAUGUACCUCUUGAAGUUGAACCCGAAACUGAACCGGUUCAUCUUAAGUCCCAAAAUUCUCACAAGGAGACAGCCACUGCCUCUGCUUCUGUUUCUGAAAGUGGAGGAACAAAUGACCAAGGAAGAAAAGGUCAUCAUGUCACAAAUCCUGAGCAAUACCUCUUGAAUCCCGAAAACCCUUACUUUGUGAAAGCGGUGACAAAAAGGAAUGACGUUCUGUAUGUGAGCCGACCGGCGAUUCAUAGGUAUGACUUGAAGUUUGGUCCUCUUCUUUCCACCAUUAACUACCUUCUCCCCGGGGGCAAAAAAAUGGAAGGCAUUCUAAGACUCUAUAACGGGCACCAUUGUUUCAAUGGGUGGUCGAAUUUAUGUCGGAAGCAUAACCUGCACAUCGGAGACUCUGUGGUUUGCGAAAUUGAACGGUCAGGUGGUCUGGUUUCGGCUAUUAGAGUGCAUUUCGUCAACGAAGGCAAGACUCGUCCUCGCUAGUAACAAUAUCUCUACCAACUCAACUGUUGUAAUGCUAAAUGUGACAUUUAUGUUUUGUUUAAACCUUGUAUGUUUAAGAUGUCGAAUACUGUGCCGAUAAGUUUUAGACUAAUGUCACCUUAACUAAGAGUAAA
Messenger RNA from Camelina sativa (false flax), 1123 nucleotides. Its product is annotated as B3 domain-containing protein At5g25475. NCBI's taxonomy places the organism in Eukaryota, Viridiplantae, Streptophyta, Magnoliopsida, Brassicales, Brassicaceae. The record is from RefSeq and is a predicted model, not a curated record. Gene Ontology annotation, molecular function: DNA binding.